Molecule: messenger RNA, 1089 nt
Organism: Lathyrus sativus (Indian pea)
Lineage: Eukaryota; Viridiplantae; Streptophyta; Magnoliopsida; Fabales; Fabaceae
Source: the annotation of a GenBank genome assembly
AUGGCUUCAACAGUUCCUCCUGAAGUUACCAAAAGAUCCAAAAAUAGAACAACUAGUUUCAAAAGUGUGAAAACAUUAUCAGAAUCUCCAGAUUUCAACUCUAUUCCAUCCUCAUACAAAUUCACCACCAACCCACAUGACAAAAAUGAAAUAGUAGCAGACCCAGAUGAGAAUGAUCCCAUCCCAGUUAUUGAUUAUUCCCUCUUGGCUACACCUGAUAAGCGGGCCAAAACUAUUCGUGACAUAGGCAAGGCUUGUGAAGACUGGGGAUUCUUCAUGCUAAUCAAUCACUUUGUUUCAAAGAGCCUCCUCGAGAAAAUGGUUGAUCAAGUUUUUGCUUUCUUCAAUCUCAGAGAGGAAGAGAAGCAAGAGUAUGCAGGUAAGGAAGUAGUGGAUCCAAUAAGGUAUGGAACCAGCUUCAAUGCUUCAGAAGACAGAGUCUUGUUCUGGAGGGAUUUCGUCAAAAUCAUCGUUCAUCCGGAGUUUCACUCACCGGUCAAGCCUUCUGGAUUCAGGGAAACAUCGGAAGAGUAUAGUAGAAGAACAUGGAAAUUAGGAAGGGAAUUACUGAAAGGAAUAUCAGAAAGCUUAGGAUUGGAAAUCAACUAUAUAGACAGAACAAUGAAUCUAGAUUCUGGUUUGCAAAUGUUGGCUGCAAAUCUUUAUCCUCCUUGUCCUCAACCUGAACUUGCAAUGGGAAUGCCACCGCAUUCUGAUCACGGCCUCUUGAAUCUCCUCAUACAGAAUGGAGUUAGUGGCCUUCAAGUUCUUCAUAAAGGCAAAUGGAUCAAUGUCAGUUCCACUUCAAACUGUUUCUUGGUCCUUGUGUCUGAUCAUCUUGAGAUUAUGAGCAACGGAAAAUACAAAAGUGUAGUACAUAGAGCAGUGGUGAGCAAUGGAGCAACUAGAAUGUCGUUGGCAACUGUUAUUGCACCAUCGUUGGAGACUGUGGUUGAACCAGCUUCAGAGCUACUAGACAAUGAAAGAAAUCCAGCAGCAUAUGUUGGGAUGAAACACAUAGAUUACAUGAAACUUCAACGAAGCAACCAGCUUUAUGGGAAGUCUGUGCUUAACAAAGUGAAAAUCUGA